Molecule: messenger RNA, 1575 nt
Organism: Colletotrichum truncatum
Lineage: Eukaryota; Fungi; Ascomycota; Sordariomycetes; Glomerellales; Glomerellaceae
Product: high-affinity nicotinic acid transporter
Biological process (GO): transmembrane transport
Cellular component (GO): membrane
Molecular function (GO): transmembrane transporter activity
Source: RefSeq, a predicted model, not a curated record
AUGGCUUCCGACACCCCGCACCGAGAGAAAAUGGAUGUUUCUGGGCUUGAGAGUGGACAUCACGAGCAUGCGACGAGGAGGGACAAGACCAGUCGCAUUGAUACCAUUACGAAUGAUCAAGCCACCACACUGGAAUCCUUUGCUCGUUUGGAUGAGAAGAAAAUUUUAAGAAAGGUGCUGAUAAACGCCCUCCAGAUGGACAUUCGACUUAUUCCCAUGCUAGCGUUACUCUAUCUCUUGUCUUUUCUUGACCGGGGAAAUAUUGGCAACGCUAAGAUUGAAGGGCUACAAGAAGAUCUUGGAAUGACAUCUGAUCAGUACAACUGGUGUCUCACAGUAUUUUUCUUCACGUACGCCGCCUUUGAGGUGCCGAGCAAUCUGCUCCUCAAAAAGCUUCGCCCAAGCAUCUGGCUUCCUACGAUCAUGGUUGCGUGGGGCACAGUGAUGACCCUCAUGGGAAUCGUGAGAAAUUACGAGGGUCUUUUGAUUGCUCGUAUUUUUCUUGGCGUCACAGAGGCUGGGUUGUUUCCGGGGGUUGCUUACUAUUUGACCAUGUGGUAUUGUCGACAUGAGAUUCAACUGCGUCAGGCAAUGUUCUUUUCCGCAGCCUCAAUUGCUGGAGCUUUCAGUGGCCUCUUGGCGUUUGCAAUUUCCAAGAUGGACGGCACAGGUGGAUUGGAGGGGUGGCGUUGGAUCUUUAUCCUAGAAGGCAUUGUCACAGUCCUUGUGGCGGUUUGGGCGUUUUUUGCCCUGCACGACUUCCCCGAGACAGCCAAAUUCUUAACAGAAGAGGAGAGGGCAUUUGUUGUUUAUCGGCUCAAAUACCAAGGGCAAGUUCAGGGCAAAUACGAGAGUCAUGUUCGCGUCCCGGAAGCUGAAGAGUUUAAGUGGAAAUACGUCUGGGAUGCCUUCACAGACUGGCAGAUCUGGAUCAACAUAUUUGUUUACUGGGGUAUUGUUUGCCCGUUAUAUGGCAUCAGCCUAUUUCUACCCACGAUUAUACGAAACCUCAAUUACACUUCAAGCACAGCUCAACUUAUGACAGUACCCAUCUACAUCACUGCUGCGGUACUUGCAGUUAUAGUUGCUUACCUCUCUGAUCGUCUGGGCAAACGGAGCCCCUUCAUUGUUGGAUUUCUGUGCAUGAUGAUUGUUGGGUUUUCAAUGUGUAUAUCAAGUUCUAACCCCAAAGUUGUGUACGGUGGAGUCUUUGUUGCUGCCUGCGCGAUCUAUCCUGCCUUCCCUGGAGUGAUUAGCUGGCUUGCAAACAACCUCUCUGGCAGUUACAAACGUAGUGCUGGAAUGGCUAUUCAGAUUGGCGUUGGUAAUUUGGGCGGCGCCAUGGCCUCCAACUUCUACCGUCAGAAAGACGCCCCCAGAUACAUUCUUGGCCAUGCAUUAGAGCUUGGGUUCAUUUCGGUUGGCAUUAUCGCCGCUGUUAUACUCAUAUUGUCCUAUAUUGGGAUCAAUAAGAAGCGUGACAGUAGGAUGGCCGCUGGGGAAGAUAGUCGAUACACAGCAGAGGAGCUUUCAAGCCAAGGAGAUAAGGCAUUGACAUUCCGCUAUAUGUGGUGA